This is a messenger RNA of Stylophora pistillata, 3498 nucleotides long. RefSeq lists its product as uncharacterized. The record is from RefSeq and is a predicted model, not a curated record. Lineage: Eukaryota; Metazoa; Cnidaria; Anthozoa; Scleractinia; Pocilloporidae.
CUUUUCUUUUUCACGUGUCAACCAUAAGUGGAUUGCAGUUUUUCAAUCCCACUUUAUAGAGACAGCAGUCUGAAAAGACGACACUACAAGCUAGUUUCACAGAAUUUUUCCCGCGAAUUGAUCAGUUAGCUUUGUAGUCAUUGCGGUCACAACGCGGUUUCUUGAUUUUGCUCCAAACAUGUGAGUGCGUGGACUUUAAUUGUGUUUCAAUUUAUUGGUUUCUCAUUGUGUCAGUGAUUACGUAGCAGAAGAGUCGAGAUUGGAAAUGAAAAUGCGUAUUUCUAUAAUAACUGAAAUACUACGAGCGCCCUGAUUGAUAAAAGAAGAAAACCCGUAGAAAAUGGAAAAAAAAUUUAUGUUAAUUUCAUAAAAAAAAGACCACACUUUCUAGUACCCCACCCUCUAUCGUUUUACCGGCGUUAUAAUCCACUCGAAAGUUUGUAACUCGCUGGCUUUCGCUUCGUGAUGUUCACAAACUUUUAUCGUGUUCCACCAACAUUCCGCGUGGUUUAUUAUGCUGAUAAACUGAUGAAAAACUUCAAAGCGUGGUCCUUUGCUCGAACAUUCCCUAGUUUUUAUUAUUAUUGUUAUUAUUAUUAUUAUUACUUUAUUAUUAUAAUUUUUUUUUCCUUUCAAAGGGAACGCACAGAUUAAUCCCGUGAAUGUUGCGUUUUGCAGUGAUAACUUCCGAAGAUAUUCCUCAAUUUUUAUAAUCAUCCGCGUGGAAUUCUUAAGUAUACACUUAUACCCUUUUAUUCUUCUUUCUUCAAAACCACGGAAGUCGUAAGAAAAGAUUUUGAGAAAAUUGCAAUGAUGUAUAGAAAUGAUUGUUAUUUGUUAUAUCCGUCGAAAUUCAUUUCGUAGCAGGCUUAUUUAAAUACGGAGCAAAAUUCUGUUGACUUUGUUACCAGCUGCUAAGAAUGUAUUUAUUUUUUGCCGUAAGGAUUUAAGUGGUUUUCCUGUUACUGUUUUACAAUUCUCACCUUGGCAACAGCUCUGCUUUUUGUUUUUGUGAUGGAAAUUUGUUUUAAUUUGCAAUCAAACUUCGAGUGUCAAAACUUUUGUGUACAACAAGCCGAGCAUGGCUUUUAACUUCAGCCUGUUGGCUCUUUUAUUAACAAGCUCAUGGGAAUCGCGAUGGAGUAAGAAGAUUAAUUGUUUAAGUGUCUCGAUGCAAAUUUGCUCUCCUGUCAUAGUUACCGUCUUCGUUUAGCACCGGCUGGUAAAAAAUUGAACCUUUGCAUUCUCGAAGAAAAUGCGUGAAACUCUCGCACCAGUGAAAUGUGCCAUACAAGAAAAGAAUGCGAAUUUAGACGUGGAUAUCAUCAGAAGGGAUCGAGCAAUUUUAUACCGCGUACAACCACGAAGAGUCAUGACAGUUCGGAAAGAGGCUUUAAAAUGGAAACAGAUUCCCGUGGCGCGGGUCGAAGAGCUACUAACUGCUGGCUUGGAUCGAAAUGACAAACAAUCUUCGUCAAAGUAUCAGUCAAGACCAUCCAGUACUGCGUCAUAUUCUCAGGGACCGUCUCCAAGGCACACAUCUAGUCCCUUAUCACCCGCACCUCCAGCACAGCGGGCCAGUAGCGCCGAGAAGACUAAUGGAGUGAGGACCCAAUCAGCGAGGUCCAUAGGGACGCAAAGAUGUCUUGAGAGGGCAGCUAGUGCAGGCGUGGUGAGAGAAAAACCUUCAGCGCCGGAAAACAGACCACGUGAGAGGCCAGGUUCGUCUCAUAGCAACCACACUGUAACAUACAGUUCACGAAGUGCCUCCUGCCAACCACCUCGUAUGUAUGAAAGAGAAGGAAUCCGAACCGCAGCGAAGUUGAACCGACCACUGGGUAAGUUCUACCUCUGCCAAGAGGAAAGGGAUCGAGUGCGCUCGGCAAGGCGCCCGAAGUCGCCGUCGAGAUUCGACGGAACGCCAGUUGAACUGCCAAGCUUUAUGAAAACGAACAAAUUUCUCCGACACGAAGAUUUAAGCAUGGGACAGAAACAAUACAUCUGGGGAGUGGCGCGCAUCUACUCUGUCACCCAACUGAUGAAUCUGAAGCAAAGACAGUAUCAGAAUCUGUUGGAUUAUGAGUUUAGUAGAAGAAUUCAGAAUAAAGAACUGAAAGAACACGAGAGAGUUAAAGAGUGGAAAGAUUACCAGCGUUACUCUAAGUUUAUCAAGAGAUACGAGCAGCGAAUUCCGGGGAGCAGGUCAAGCCCAGCGCGCUCGCCUUGUGAGGAAGCUUCGCAUGUUCAUAGGCACAUGAUCAAAGGUUGGACCACAGAUCCACAUGCAAACGAAGCCUAUAGACCAUCCAGUAAAACAGGUUAUAGCGCCAGGGAGCGACUAACGUCUCCUGAGAGUACGCAAGAAAACGAAGAGGAUGCGCCUGACAGUGAAACUGAGCAGUACAGGCUCAGGUUGAUUAUUUUACCAGGAGACAAGGAGAAGAUUGGGACCGAAGAUGACGUUACGACAGGAUCCGAUACUGUGGAACAAAAGAAUCCUCAGGACACAGGGGAAGGGAGUGACCGUAAUGUACCUGAUGAAAACGAUGAAAACGAUGAAGAUAACGAUACUUCGGCAGAUGCAGAACGGAAAGAAGAAGAGCCUUCAGCUGAUAGUGAGAAUUACCUUUAGAUUGGUUGACGAUACGCAAUCAGAUUUUGUUUAAUGUGUGUAAUUCUGAACAAAGAUGGAUGAUAAUUUAAUUGAGCAGAUACUUGGCCAAUUCCGGGCGCUCAGUUAGUAAAACGAAGCAUAGUAGUACAGCUUGAAAGCUUUUGGCCGUGAAAGGUCUGGGUUCGAGACUAUCGUGCCGGUUACUGUUUCGCACUGAUUUCGCACCGUUAUACUUGUAAAAUGCUUCUUCACAACGUGUUGGUUACUUCCUUCAUUCGUUAGAUUGUUUUUAGUCUAUAAUGGAGAUUUCUAUUUUUCAAAAAAUAAAUAAAUAAAUAAAUAAACGGUUCAGAUCGAAAUGUGUUUUAAGUUCACACAUUUAGCAAGUGAACGAAAAAGGAGUACGAAAAAAUUGUACGAAAAAGGAGAUUAAGAAGAGCGUGAUAACUAUAUUAACAACUACAUUGGCGGCGGUAAGAUAUUUAUCCACGUGUCAAACGCGCAUUUCAAUGAGUAAUUGAAUGUUGAAAGAAACUAUGCAAUGUAUUGGUUUAGCCUUUUUCCGCUCUGUGAUUGGUCUCGAAAACUCGCGUCACCCAUUUCAACCAAUCAGACGUAAAAAUCUCUAACUAAUCGCGACCUGAUCCCUUGCGUUUUUCCCGCCCUUUGGGCAGAGAGCUUUUUUCUAUUUUGACUCGUCAUGAAAAGUGUUCUUAGAGGUAAAAGUGAAAUAAACAACGCAGAAAUUUGAACCAAAAUAGGUGCCAUCGACGCAUACUUAAGCCAAGCUGGGGAGACUUAAGGGAAUAACAUGACAAGACAGCUUGAAAUAAAGAUUGCUUUCGUUUUAAACUUUGCAACUAUUGUUGAUGCUGUAAAUAGAG